AUGUCUUUCUUUGGCUUUGACACCACCCUGCCCAGGGACCGGGCUGCUCCUUCCGAGCGCCGGGGCAUUUUCGAGACCCCUGAUCCAUUCGCCGAGGUCGCUCGCGCCCGUCUUGUUCAAGGAUUCCGAGGCGGCGACGAGGAUGACGAUGCCAUUGAUUUCGAGGAUACCUACGAUGGCCUGGGCGAUCAGCUCGACGACGACCAGGAUGCCUUCAACGACGACACCUUCGGCGACGACCUCGGCGCUCCUCCUGUCGGAAAGGACUUCGAUUUCUUUGGGAAGACCGCGCAGGUAGCCGAUGCCAUCGGCGAAGAGCAAAUACGCUACAGUCUCCAGAAGCCUAGAGCCCCUGCUGCCGCCCCUAUCACUGCAGACACCAUUGCCGAUCCUGCUGUGAGUGCUGCCGCUGUGCAGCCGAAACGGACCGGUUAUGAGAAGUACUCGGAUCCCGGGUAUAUCCCGGAUCUUCAGGCCAAGUCGAGCGUCUGGGGUGCUCAGGCUCAAGCGCAGGCUCAGGCCCAGGCCCAGGCACGGGCAAAGAAGAUGCUCAGCUUGGAGGAGGUAGAGGCGCAGUUGCGGCGAUACCCGUCGUCACUGCCUGGCCAGAUACCGGUGUCUCUCCCUCAGUCGAUGCCCGAGCCGUCCCACCCGCUUCAGCGAGCUCAGAUGCCUCCUCUGCCCGAAGGCUUCGCACAGCUGCCACCUGAGCUUCUGCACGCUCAGUUUGCUAAGGGUGUGCCGCCUCCGGCGCAGCUGUUGCACCAGCCGCCGAUGGUUCCCGAACCGUAUCCGCUUGCUCCGCAUGCUCCCAACAUGCCAAUGCACCUUCUGCAAAAUGCCAAUCUUCCCCCGCAGCACAUGGGGCCGCCUCAACGUCAGAUGAUCCCACCGGGAGGUCCUCAAGCCCAGCAACAACAGCCUCCACCGCCGUCUCAAAGCAUGCGGGCCAACAACGCCCAGCUACCCGUGAUCACCAAUCCUCAACAGCUGAUGCAUCUGUCGGAAGAGCAACGAGUGGCAUACUUGAUGGAAGAUGCGAAGCGCGCCAAGCGAAACCACAAGAUCUUCCUCCUUUCCAAGGGCAAUGGUCUGAUGACUCCGCAAGACAAGAACUUCAUUACCCGUAUCCAGCUCCAGCAACUGGUGGCUGCCGCAGGUAAUGUCGUGGACACGGAUUCCGAAGCGGUCUUGGCGGAAGAUUUCUACUAUCAGGUCUACAGCCAGAUCCGCGGCGCUCCUCGGCAACACCCCCAUCAACCUCUCGGUCACUUUGCGCAGACGUAUCUCCUCCAGACUGGUAACCGCCUCGGUGGUCACGGCAACCGGAGACAGUUCCAGAAUGCCGACAACCACAUGCAGAGAAUGCAGCAGCAGGUCCAGCGGGCCGUCGAGGCUGCCAAGGCCAAGCCCAAGAACAAACAACUCAUCAUUGAAGGUAGCUUGGGCAAGAUCUCUUUUGGCAAUGCGAAGGCUCCGAAGCCCAUGCUCAACCUCAAGCGGCCCGAGAGCUCCGAGGGUGGCAAGUUACUCAAGAAACCUCAGACCGACCUGAGUCUGAGCGACCGGAAGUCUAUCCUGACCAACAUCGAGGGCGUCUACAGCACGUUGAUGGAAAUGGAAGAUAUGGAGCGCACCAUGCCUCCUCCGCCAGACGAGAAUGACCCCGAGGCCAUUCAGAAGCAUAUGGAGUGGCGGCAAAAUGUUCGCUCGCUCAACCAGAAACUGUGGCGCGAACUGAAGGUUAUGGAGCCGAUUGUUCCCAACACUAACACGCCUCACCCGUUCAUCGCUUUCCUCUCUUACCCCAAGGGCAAGAAGGCCAUCCCCCGUAUCUUCCGCCACAUUGACCAGGAACAACGCGUCACGAUCCUUACCAUGAUCGUUGUCCACCUGGACACUUUGGACGUGGUCCGACGCGCACAGCUCAUGCCCGGUGAGACUCAGCCGUCUCCGGUCGUCCGCGAAGCCAUCGACCUCUUUUCUCAGACGGUCAUGCCGAGCCUUCUCGGCUACGUCAAUGAGGCUCCGUUCAAUAUCAUCAUUGGAUUGUUGGGACUUGUGAUUGCGCAGACCCAUGUUCAGCUGGUGGCCAAGACCCGGAUCGGACUAGGAAUCUUAACCAUGCUCCUGAGCCGCGCGGAAAUCGUAAAGGAAGCCGACCAAGCUUCAGAGCGAGAUUGGCAGCAGUGGGUCGAGAAAUUCAACGUGCUAUUCGACACAUUGGAACCCACAUUUGCCGAUAUCUUCCCCAGUUCCAUCAAUGCUGGUGACGAUAUGUACGUCUGGCAAUUCUUGGCAGCCGUCGGUAUCGGCGCCAGCCCUGAUCAACAGCAACGCCUAGUUAUUGCCGUGAAGGAUCGUGUGAUGGAAACUGUUACGUACAGCAAGACGCUUCCUGCAGACAUGGCCAGCCAGCGUCUCGGAAACGUCAAUCUGUUCAUGCGGGCCAUCGGUCUGGACGUUGAACUUUUGGGUUAG
Messenger RNA from Aspergillus aculeatus ATCC 16872, 2481 nucleotides. RefSeq names its product deadenylation-dependent mRNA-decapping factor PAT1. The coding region runs from base 1 to 2481 and encodes 826 amino acids. Gene Ontology annotation, cellular component: P-body. Gene Ontology annotation, molecular function: RNA binding. The record is from RefSeq and is a predicted model, not a curated record. The transcript is spliced from 4 exons. Gene Ontology annotation, biological process: deadenylation-dependent decapping of nuclear-transcribed mRNA; P-body assembly. NCBI's taxonomy places the organism in Eukaryota, Fungi, Ascomycota, Eurotiomycetes, Eurotiales, Aspergillaceae.